GCCAGGCAGCUUUCAACAGCUCAUCUCCAGUUUCGACAACAUAGACUCUCGGACCACAGUAAUAAUCGAGAGCAGCCCCGAUGUUUAACUCCCUUUCAGCGCGCUUUGCGCUACUUGGCGUGGCCGUCGUAGGAUUCAUCCUCGUACUACGCAAACUCUACCCGAAACCUUACCCAGGCAUCCCGUAUAAUGAGGCGUCCGCAAAGCGCCUCACAGGCGACAUCCUCGAGCUGGCCCCCAUCAUCCAGGAGACAAACGAGUUCUCCGAGGCGCUGUUUACCGUCACCACCCAGAAGCUGGGCACACCCAUCGCCCAGCUCCUGUUCCCAGGCAUCCGCAAGCCUCUGAUUAUCCUGGAAGACGCGCGCGAGAUUGAGGACAUCAUCGUCCGGCGCAGCAAGGAGUUUGACCGGGCGCCCAUGGCCAUCGACAUCUUCGGCCCCAUGUUCCCGCGCGCCUCGCUCGCCCAGUUUACGACACCCGAGCUGAAGGCCCAGAAGCGGUUGUGGGCCGAUGUCAUGAACACCGAGUUCCUGCGCAAGGUCGCGGCUCCCAACAUUCACAAGUCCACCUGCGAGCUGCUGGAGCUGUGGCGGCUCAAGGCCUCGACCGUCUUCAAGGACCGGGCCUUCAACGUGCUCGACGACUUCAAGAACGCCGCGCUGGACGCCAUCUGGGUUGCUGUCGUGGGCGAAGAGCCCGGCACCACGCGAUACGAGAUCCAGAAGCUGCGGAGCCAGCUGGACGGGAACGGAACUACUCUGGACAACAACAACAACGACAAUGCAGCCCGCCCCAUCGGCUCGUUCUUGAAGGAGCAGGUGGCCUACCUCAGCAACACGAUCGCGCGCAACUCCAACAGCCCGUCGCCCAGGCUGGCGCAGAAGCUGGAGACGUACACGCCGCGGUACCGCCGGUUCCGGCGCACCGUCAGCGGCGAGAUGCGCCGGGCCAUGAAAAAGGCCGUCGACCGGUAUCAGAGCCUCGAGGUCAGCCGCCUCGGGGACGACGCCGGCAUCGACAAGUGCGCCAUGGACUUGGUCCUACGCCGGCAGAUCCUGCAGGCCAAGAAGGCUGGUGUGGCCCCCUCGGAUCCGACCCAGGACGAGGCCAUACUCGACGAGAUGUUUGUCAUGCUGGUUGGGGGCCACGACUCAACCGCCAACACCCUAAGCUGGUUCGUGCGGUACAUGGAAUCCCAUCCCUCAGUCCAAUCCGAACUGCGCUCCAUCCUGCAGACCUCUUUUCCCACCAUCCACCUCCCGUGUCUCCCCUCCGCCUCAGAAAUACUCUCCGCCUCCAUCCCCUACCUCGACGCCACCAUCGAAGAACUCGUCCGCCUCUCGGGCACAGCAAAAGCCAACCUCCGCCAGGCCCUGGUCGACACACACAUCCUGGGCUGUCCUGUCCCCAAGGGCGCUGAGGUGUUUAUGAACUAUCAUAUCAACAGGCCAACCCCCAGCGCCGCGGCGGCGGCGGCAGAGAAGAGGAGGGGUGACGGCAGGGGGGUUGGGCUUGAGGGGCCGGCAGGGAGGGAUCUGGGGACUUUUCAGCCGAGGAGGUGGAUUGUGGUGGAUGAGGACGGGACGGGCAGGGAGAGGUUUGAUGGCUAUGCGCUGCCUUCGUUGGCGUUUGGGGGGGGGUUUAGGGGUUGUUUUGGUAGGUUUCUGAUUUCCUUUUUGCAUUUCUUUUGUCGGUGGGUUGGGUAAAAGAGUGCUGACGUAAAAUACAUUAUACAGGACGCAAAUUGGCCAUGAUGGAACUCAAGAUCAUGGUGGUGCUGCUCGUCUUGAGCUUUGAGUUUUUGCCGCUGCCGGAGGAGUACAAGUCGAUGGCUGCUAC
Parathielavia appendiculata is the source of this 1842-nucleotide messenger RNA. Its product is annotated as cytochrome P450. Lineage: Eukaryota; Fungi; Ascomycota; Sordariomycetes; Sordariales; Chaetomiaceae. The coding region runs from base 81 to 1709 and encodes 542 amino acids. The transcript has 2 exons. Gene Ontology annotation, molecular function: iron ion binding; oxidoreductase activity, acting on paired donors, with incorporation or reduction of molecular oxygen; heme binding. The record is from RefSeq and is a predicted model, not a curated record.